CAGCUGAACAGAAUAAGGUUGGGCAGGAGAGCCAGACUAGGAGAAUGCUGGCAGGAAGAAGGGCAGACUGAGGAGUUGCCAGCCUGAUGCUCAGGAAGCAGGACGUGUAGAAAAUGAGGUAACAAGCCAUGAGCCCUGUGGUAGAGAGUAGCAGUGACGAAGCACCGCUCGGUCCACUCACCAGCUUGCCAAUGAUCCAGCUCAUAGUCAGCCCCUCAAAUGCGCUUGUGGAUGAACCCGUGUCCAUCCGAGCAACUGGUCUGCCUCCAUUGCAGAUAGUGACCAUCAAGGCAACACUGAAGGAUGAGAAGGAGAAUCUGUUCCAAUCCAGAGCCUUCUACAAGUCCAAUGAGGCUGGAGAGGUGGACCUGGAACGGGCAGCAGCCUUGGGGGGUGACUAUGUAGGAGUUCAUUCAAUGGGCCUCUUUUGGUCUCUGAAGCCCAAGCGGCCUUUUCAGCGGCUGAUGAAGAAAGAGGUGAUGAACAGCCCAUUUUGUAUCACUCUUGACCUGUAUGACUCUGUUUGCUUGCAAGAUUCAGCCACAACUAGACCCAAGGCCAGUCAGAUAGUGCAGCGCUGGUUUGUAGGCCCUGGGGUUCAGAGGAAGCAGAUCCGAGAAGGUCGCAUACGAGGAGCCCUUUUUCUCCCUCCAGGAGAAGGUCCUUUCCCAGGAAUUAUUGACUUGUUCGGAAUUAUUGGAGGUCUAAUUGAAUUCCGUGCCAGUCUUUUGGCUUCCCACGGCUUUGCAGUGCUGGCAUUAGCAUACUUUGCCUAUGAAGACCUGCCUGACAAAUUGCUGGAGACCGACUUGGAGUAUUUUGAAGAAGCUGCUGAUUUCCUACUAGCUCAUCCCAAGAUCCAACAACCAGGAAUUGGUGUGAUCUCCGUGUGCAAAGGUGCAGAGAUCGGGCUGGCCAUGGCCUGCUAUCUGAAACAGGUGGUUGCCACUGUCUGUAUCAAUGGGCCCAAUGCCAUCGUAGGAUUUCCACUAAGGUAUCGGGAUCUUGUUGUGCCACCCAGCCAAUGGAUUCUGGAACACAUCCAAGUUCAUGCUUCAGGGGCUGUACAACUCCGUCCCUUUAUAGAUGACCCCAUGAAUAGGUUGACCCCACAGAGUAUACUUCCUGUAGAAAAAGCCCGAGGGUGGAUCCUCUUCAUUGUAGGAGAGAAUGAUGAAUGUUUGGAUAGCAAGGCAUAUGCACAAGGGGCUAUGAACCAGCUCCAGAGCCAUGGGAGAAGCAAUGGAAGGAUGCUGGCAUACCCUGGGGCAGGUCACCUCAUAGAGCCACCCUAUUCUCCCUGUUGCUUUGCAUCCUGGACCUCUGACUCAGCUAACCCAUUGCUUUGGGGAGGAGAUUCCAUUGCUCAUGCAGCAGCCCAGGAACACUCAUGGAGAGAGAUCCAGAAGUUCUUCAGGCAACACCUUUCUGCAUCUAGAAGCAAACUCUGAGCAAAGGGUGUGACCAUGCCCUGGUAGGGGUCAGGAAGUGAGUCAGAGAAGAGAUUGGAAUUUGUGUGAGAAUAAUAGCAAAUUGGUUAGGGAUUGGAGGGUAGGGAUGGGGAACAGUAUUCCUUACAUCACCUUUAUUUCCAUUCAACUGGAAGAAAAUGAGACGAAAGACCAGGACACAUGUGCAUCUGAGGUGUUUCUCACAGGUUUGCAUGUGGUUUGAAAUUUUAUAGAUUAAAUUUAAUUUAUAUUUUGGAAUAUAUUAGUAUUCAGAAGUUAUGAUAUUCUUGCAAACUGAUAAACACUCUUUAUAUAUAUACAGUUAAGGAUUCAUUUGAUCUAGGUAUUUCCAACUCAAAAUGAAGUCUCUAAAACUGCCAACUUCUUUCUAGUACAUUCUCUUUUAAGCUGUUUUAAGUUGGAUUUCUGUUGCUUGUAAUGAACAUUCUAGCAUGUCAAGCAUAAUGCUUGCUGGAGAUAUCAAGAAGAUAGCUUUUUUUUUUAAAAAAAAAAUAGGAUGCUUCUCUUUAUUCUAGGUAUAUCAGAGUCAACUCUUCUGCUUUUUCUAGUGAGUUUCUCUAUGGUUUCAUGAUGCUUUCCUCUUCCGUUCUCCUGGUCUGGUGAGUCUCGUCAUCAGUCAUUACUUCUGUAUGUUCAUUUAGUUUGAAUAGAUGAAAUUCUUGCCUUGAUUAACAAGGAUGCUUAAGUUUCUUUUGGACUCAAUGCCACCAUUUAUAUUUCUACAGAAUCUCACUUGUUUUCUAGAACAUGCUUUCUUCAUAUUUCAUUUUUACAUAGAUUACUGUUUAUCUGUUUCCUUUUCUCUCCUAGUCUGACUCACAAAGCUAUUUUCCUAUCUGACUUAUCUUUUCAAAUGGUGACUUUUGCUUCACGUAUUGGUUAAAUCUUUUAAAAUGUGUUUGUUAGUUUAUUAUGUUUUAAGUUAAAAUAAAUUCAUGCUCCUGUCUUUCUUUUUUUGUUGUUUGCUUGUUUUUUGGUUGUUGUUGUUUCUGAUAUGUGGUAUUCUCUCUCUUUUUUUUCUACUUUCUGUUCCUCUUUGACACAAAGAUAGUUUUACUAAAGUAUAAAAGGCCAUAGUGUAGAAGGGGCAAGAGAGGAGGAGGAAUGUCACUCUGCGACGGGAGGAUCAAAUGGGCCCUACCCAGAGACACCACUCACACUGGUCAGUAAAAAAGGACAGUUUGACAUGAUGGACUUCAUGGAAGGAGGUUAUGGGUAUUGAUGAUGCUACUAAUAGCCAGUCCUUACAGCAUGUUGAACUUUAGCCUAAUUAAGCCUUUGAUCAUUUACCAGCGUUGCGGCAGGAAAGCAAGUUAAUUGUCACCACGAGUAAACAAGUCUAAACUGCAAGAUAUUAUGUGGGUCAAGUGUUAUAGAACUUCAGCAAUUAAUUUCAUGGGUACCACUGAGUUAGGCUAGGAAGAUUAAGUCCAGGACUAUAGAAGACUUUAAAUAAUGCUCCGAAAGGCCUUUAUCUAAGCAGAGUGAUUGUAAAAAGAAAUUGGGGGGGGGGGGAAUAAGUUAAACAUUCGUUUAAUAGCUAACAGUGACAUUAGUGCAAUGUUUUUUUGUAUAUGUUAGAUCAUGGCCUGCCACUUUAAGCCUCUGUUCACUCAAAGAGGCCAAGUCCCCAGCCUGGAAAAAUCAGGCCCCCACCUAUUGAAGCCCUACAUACUUCUUGCCUCUAUCCUCUCUACCUCUGUAACAGGUAGUUAAGACUGCAUGGCCUCAGGCCUGCCCACUGCUCCUCUCCCUGCUCCCACACCCCUCCUCUCUGUAACAGACAAUUAAGAAGUUCUAAGCCUCACAGUCCCUCACCCCCAAAACUGCAGGAGAGGCUUAGUACUACUGGGUACUAAGCACAUAGGCUACGGGUGAAAUGUUGCAUGAAUUAAGUCACAUGGAAUAACAGUUGUGUCCUCCACAACUUAGGAAAACCAGGGUAGCUCUUUGUUUGGGGGAUUUAUAUGGAACAUUGCCCAUCGAUAACAGGGUAUCUCUCUGUUAGCAUAAGCUGGCCCUCUUUAGUAAAGCGCCUCUUGAGGUUUUAACUGAAAGCAAACCUCCCUUGUCCUCUCUGCUAAUGUAGUUCAUUUCUGAAGGUAAUUUUAUUUCUGCUCUUUUUUGUAAACCUGCCACUCCUUGAGCCCCAAUAAUAUGUAUUUAUUCAGGAAUUAUCAUACCAGGCUAAUUUAAAUAUCACCUCACAUACUGAUGAUGUUUUUGUAUUGAAUCUGUUCUCUUUGUGAUUUUGAAAUACAAGAAUGUUAUUAUUAACUAUGGUCAUUACGUUGUUGAAAAUAUCUCAUAAUUACGUUUUUGUCUAAUUCAUAUAUUGAAGUCAUUAUUUUUCAUUACUCCAUAGAAUAACUUGAAUAUGACCCAUGUCUUCCCAGAGUAAUUUGAAUAUAAAUUAAUAUUAAAUGGUAUCAAGAAAUGACACUAAGAAAUUGUUAUGGCACUGUUGUGAUGAUGGUUAUUAUGGUUACAUAAAAGUUUAGAGACUUAUAUUGAAGUAAUCAGCAGCGGCCAGUUUUGAUAUGUGGAUAUUAUUAUAGGAGUCAGAAAUAUUGCAAAAAUCAAAAUUACUGCAAAAGACUUUGGAUGGUGUCUUGAAUAAGCUCUGCUAUAAUAUUCUAUUUGCCUUUGUGUAUGCCUGCACAUUUUUCAUAAUAAAGAGCUGAAAAUUUUA
Messenger RNA from Myodes glareolus (Bank vole), 4164 nucleotides. RefSeq names its product acyl-coenzyme A amino acid N-acyltransferase 2-like. The record is from RefSeq and is a predicted model, not a curated record. Gene Ontology annotation, biological process: acyl-CoA metabolic process; fatty acid metabolic process. Lineage: Eukaryota; Metazoa; Chordata; Mammalia; Rodentia; Cricetidae. Gene Ontology annotation, cellular component: peroxisome. Gene Ontology annotation, molecular function: fatty acyl-CoA hydrolase activity.